AUGGAUGAAUCAACAAUAAUAACAACAACAUCAUCAUAUAAUUGUGUAAAAUUAAAUAAAUUGAUUCAACACUAUAUUUUAACAUUGUUGUGUUGUAAAUUAAGUUCGUUUCAAACACUUGAAGAAUAUAUUCAAUCAUAUUACUAUAGAACAGAGUAUACCUAUAAGAAAACAGAUCGAUUCGAUGCUAUCCGAUACUUUCUAGAGGUUCCUUACAUCAAGGAUCUAUCUUUAGUCUGUAAAGAUUGGUUCGAAUACCUCUCGAUACUGAACUACCGAUACUUUUAUCAACCACAGCUAGCUAACGAUUGUAUAAGGGAAACAUCAAUAGAUGAACUAAAAUCAGACGAUGAUGAUGAUGAUGAUGAUGAUUCAGAUUCCAGUUCAGAUUCCGACUCAGAUUCAGAUUCCAGUUCGAAACUACAAGCUUCUAAAUCAUCACAAUCACAAACACCAAAAAUCAACAAUCUAUCGAAUAAAGAUAUCAUUUCCAAGCUUGAAUCACCAAAUUCACUCUAUCAGUUCAAUAACAUAACACAUCUAUACAUCAGUAAUCAAAGUAGAGUAGCAUCAGAGACCUUUCAUAAGAACAUAAUAGAUUUCAUUCAAAAAUUCCCAAAUCUUCAGCUAAUAACAUUGAAUACACAGUAUAUUGCUUUAUUUAAAGAUAUAAUUAAUCAUUUUAAGAAUAAUAAUUUAGUAGUAUAUGAAUUGUAUAUCAAAUUUAAUGAUAUUCGAUUUGCUAGAGAUUCACAUAGGAAACCCGAUGACUGGAAUGUGGAGAAUAUCAAAUCGAUGGCAGCCCUAAUGAAAGAUGUGCAACCAACAUUGGAAUUCGUACAUCUCGACUACAAUUCACUCAAGUAUAUCGAUAAAUCAUCACCGUUUUGCACUACCUAUCAAGUUAAAUCGAUUUUCGUUCAUCGGAAUAGGUUCGACACCAAGUAUUCAUUUACGUGGGAAGGCCUGCAAUACGUGGAGUUUGAAAAGCAAUGCCAUGUUAGUCUGACAGAUAUGAACAGCAUAGUACAGCUAAACAACCAUCAAAUCAAAUCGAUCAGAGCCAAAGUUGGGCUGGGUAAACUUGGCAACACCUCUCAAUCGCUAGACAACAAUGUUAGUAGCUCAAUAGAGAAAUGGGAGUCGUUGUGUACGCUGUUGGCCAACAACAAAACGCUGAAAGAACUGUAUCUCACCAACAUGAAUUACCGACAGCCUGUGACCGACCAGCUCAUUCUGGAGAGGUCGUCGCUAGCCGUUAGCAACGCGCUCAGAACCAAUGCCACCCUUGAGAGACUGUCGAUCUCAUGUCACAUUCUCUCACAGUCGUUCUACGAUUGUAUGAACGGCAAUGUCAAUCGUACUCUUCGGUACUUGAGGCUGAGAGACUACAAUCUCGAACAUCUCCGAUCGAUCAGCACAAUGCUUCUCCACAACACGACACUUUGCGAGUUGGAUAUUACCUCGGUUUUUAAUUAUAAAUACAUUACUUCAACAACAAGGAUUUAA
Heterostelium album PN500 is the source of this 1509-nucleotide messenger RNA. RefSeq lists its product as uncharacterized. The transcript is spliced from 2 exons. The record is from RefSeq and is a predicted model, not a curated record. Lineage: Eukaryota; Evosea; Eumycetozoa; Acytosteliales; Acytosteliaceae. The coding region runs from base 1 to 1509 and encodes 502 amino acids.